AUGCCAUCAAACCUUUGCGUGGCUUUUCGCCAGCACUCCGUAAGCUACUACUCAACCGCGGCUACCGGUGCUGUCAACAGUCAUCCACCGUAUAAAACACUGUUAUUGGAGGCACCGGUACCUCAUGUAUUACAUGUCCGUUUAAAUAGACCCGAUAAACGGAACGCCAUAACCGCACAGGCAUUCCGAGAGCUACGGGAGUGCUUCGAGCGCACCGACCAGUGCUCCCACACGCGGGCAGUCGUACUGUCCGGCGAGGGAACGGUAUUCUCGGCUGGGCUUGACUUCCAAGACAUAUCUACACUAAUAAACGCCGGCACUGAUUGGGUGGGCCUAUGUGGACAGGCAUCUGGAGCGCCGGUAGACAUAGCCAGACGUGCGAAAGGCAUCCGAAAAGUGCUAAAACAGUGGCAAAACUCGUUGACUACUAUAGCCGAGUGCUCGAAACCGGUGGUGGCGGCGGUGAACGGGCCCUGUAUUGGUGGGGGACUGGAGGUUGCUAUCGCUUGUGACAUAAGGUACUGUUCCUGCGAUUCAUACUUUUCCAUACGAGAGGUGACGUUAGGUAUGGCCGCAGAUGUAGGAAGUCUUCAACGCGUUCCGAAAAUUAUGGGAAACGACUCACUGGUGAGGGAACUGGCGUUUACGGGCCGUAAUCUCAAUGCGACCGAUGCCUUAGCUCAUGGGUUGGUGAGUAAAGUGUUGCCUACCGGUGCUGAGGCGGUCGAGUCGGCCCUGGAGUUGGCGAAAGUGAUUGCAGCCAACAGUCCGUUGGCGGUUCAGGGCUCGAAGGCUGGCCUUAACUUCUCGAGGGAUCAUACAGUCCGAGUGGGACUGGAGUUUAUGGCCGCCUGGAACCAGUGUAUGAUUCAAAGCGAUGAUCUCAUUAAGGCAGCCAUGGCUACGACUACCCGGACUACUGAACCACCAGUUUUUGAUGACUUAUAA
Messenger RNA from Oppiella nova, 948 nucleotides. Lineage: Eukaryota; Metazoa; Arthropoda; Arachnida; Sarcoptiformes; Oppiidae. The record is from the annotation of a GenBank genome assembly.